UCUCUCUCUCUCUCCUCUCUCUUUCUCGAGUCUCGUUUCUUCUUUUGCUUGUAUAGAGACAUCUUCACGUUUCUUCAGCUGAGACAACUUGUUACUUCUUUCGCUCAAAGUUGUGAAGAAAGAAGAAGAAUCUGACUUCAAUCUGAUUCCCAGAUCCGAGUUUUUGACUCUUUAAGGUUUGUAUGAGUAUCAAUGUUCUUUUACUGAGCAAUUUGCUCCAUUAAUGGACUGCUGCUCUUAUACGGAUCAGGAUUUGCGAUUGCAGUGUUUUGCUUGUUACAUUGUUCAUCCUUUUGAGGUUUCGUAGUGGUUCAAUCGGAGAGAUCGAGUUUUGGAACUGUCUUGUGUAUGGAGAGCUUCGAGAGAGUUUGAGAGCUAAUUUCGAUAGUAAAGGUUGUAACUUUCUGUGAUGGGUGGGCUUUGUUCGAGGAGUUCUUCUGUAAAUAAUGCUCCUGGUGGAAGCUUUGCACAUGUUAAUGGUCAUUUAAAUAAUGGGUCUGAGGUGAAAAUUCAGUCUGGUGAAGGUAGAGAGAAAGUUGCUGAUCCUUCUCCUCUGAGGGAGAAUGUGGAUGAUAAGCAUACAUCAGAAUCGUUUUCGUUUCCUAUAGUCUCUGGUGGAUCUCAUCCUCAGAAUAUCGAGGAUGGAAUUCCUCGGUUAUCGAGGGUUUUGUCGCAGAAAUCUAGAUCCACUAAGUCUAGGCAGGCUGCUGUGGCUAAGGUUUCGGAAGUAAGCUCUCUUUUGGGUAGGGCAGGCACUAUGGGACUUGGUAAAGCUGUGGAUGUAUUGGAUACACUCGGGAGUAGCAUGACGAAUCUGAAUCUUAAUGGGGGAUUUUCUUCUGCGACGACAGUUAAAGGGAAUAAGAUCUCAAUCUUGUCUUUUGAAGUUGCUAACACCAUUGUUAAAGGCGCCAACCUUAUGCAUUCUCUUUCAAAAGAUAGCAUCACACAUUUAAAAGAGGCAGUGUUACCUUCAGAAGGUGUCCAAAACCUUGUAUCGAAAGACAUGGAUGAAUUGUUGAGAAUUGCUGCUGCGGAUAAAAGGGAAGAGUUGAGGAUCUUUUCUGGAGAGGUGGUGCGUUUUGGGAAUCGUUGCAAGGAUCCUCAAUACCACAACUUGGAUCGCUUCUUUGACAGGUUGGGAUCUGAAUUUACACCCCAGAAACAUUUGAAACAGGAAGCAGAAACCAUAAUGCACCAGCUGAUGUCAUUUGUUCAUUUUACAGCUGACUUGUAUCACGAACUCCAUGCGCUGGAUAGGUUUGAACAAGAUUACCAACGUAAGAUCCAGGAAGAAGAGAACCCAAGCACAGCACAACGAGGUGUGGGAGAUACACUUACUAUUUUGAGAACUGAACUAAAAAGUCAGAAGAAACAUGUAAGAAACUUAAAGAAAAAAUCUCUUUGGUCUAGGAUCUUGGAAGAGGUAAUGGAGAAACUCGUAGAUGUUGUCCAUUUCUUGCAUUUGGAGAUUCAUGAAGCCUUUGGUGGUGCAGAUCUUGAUAAGCCUGCUAAUGACCCGCCAAUCAAUCAUAAAAAAUUGGGCUCUGCUGGUCUUGCCUUACAUUACGCAAACAUCAUCACUCAAAUUGAUACUCUUGUAUCCCGGUCAAGUACUAUGCCUGCAAGCACAAGAGACGCAUUGUACCAAGGUUUACCCCCAAGUAUAAAAUCUGCUUUACGGUCCAGAAUACAGUCCUUUCAGAUUAAGGAAGAGCUAACUGUUCCUCAAAUAAAAGCUGAAAUGGAAAAAACGUUACAGUGGCUUGUUCCUGUUGCUACAAACACAACCAAAGCGCAUCAUGGGUUUGGAUGGGUUGGAGAAUGGGCAAGUUCCGGGUCGGAAGCGAACCAGAGACCUGCAGGUCAAACAAUACUAAGGAUAGACACACUUCACCAUGCAGAUAAAGAAAAAACUGAGGCUUACAUAUUAGAGUUAGUGGUGUGGCUUCAUCAUCUCGUUACUCAAGUCAGGGCCACCACUGGUUAUGGUCUAAGAUCUCCGGUUAAGUCUCCAAUCAGAUCACCUAACCAGAAAACAAUCCAACUUUCCAGCGGUUCACACAACCCAAGUCAGGGUUCUCCGUUGCUGACUAUGGAGGAUCAAGAGAUGCUUAGAGACGUAAGCAAGAGGAGAAAAACGCCAGGAAUAAGCAAGAGCCAAGAGUUUGAAACGGUGGCGAAAACAAGGCUUUCUAAGCACCACAGGCUAAGCAAAAGCAGUAGCCACUCGCCGAUGAUGGGCGAGAUGAUGAAUUAUAAGAAGGAUACUUUCUCAACCAGAAGACCUUCCUCUGUUCCCAUCAUUGAUUUUGACAUUGAUCGCAUGAAAGCUCUCGAUGUAAUCGAUCGCGUGGACACCAUUCGAAGCUUGUAGGUAACUAAGUCCACACACCACCAUCAGCGUUCAUAACUGGGAUUGGACGGACGGUAAACACCAUCCUAUCUAUCCCCCAAAAUGAUGAUAUGAUGCCGAUUAAUCCUAUGGGAUACCAAUCGAAAUUUGAAACCCGUCAUAGAUGAUGAUUCGGGUUCAGAAAAUGGCAAGAGUUUGUACUAUUUUUGUGGGUGUAAUAUUGGUUUGGCUUUUGUAGCAUUUCCUUUGUGUAUUGUUAUUCUUCUUCUUGUUGGUAGUAGUUGUAUUGUGUACAUAUACAAAAAAAAAACGUUACUAGUUACUACAUGAUCAUUUGGAGAAUAAAUAAUGUAUUAUCUUAA
Molecule: messenger RNA, 2718 nt
Organism: Capsella rubella
Lineage: Eukaryota; Viridiplantae; Streptophyta; Magnoliopsida; Brassicales; Brassicaceae
Exons: 13
Coding region: 410-2377 (655 amino acids)
Biological process (GO): positive regulation of growth
Source: RefSeq, a predicted model, not a curated record